AAAGCGAGUCACGAGACAUGUUAUGUGUCAACAUAUGACACACAUUUGCAGAAGAAAAAAGAGUGACUCAUGAGUUUGGAAGAUCACACUGAUGGAACAUGAUGAUGAUAUCUAAGAACAAGCUGUUAACAGUGGUGUUUCUGAUAGUCUUAGGUUUCAGCCUUGUGAACCCUUUUCCACUUGGCACGAGUGGUCGAUGGAUAGUGAAGGAAAGUGGUGAGAGAGUGAAGCUAGCAUGUGUGAAUUGGGUGUCGCAUUUGGAUGCUGUGGUGGCUGAGGGCUUAAGCGAACAACCUUUGGAUGUGAUAUCAAAGAGAAUCAAAUCCAUGGGAUUCAACUGUGUGAGACUCACAUGGCCAAUUUUGUUGCUCACCAAUCACUCUAUUGCUUCUCUCACUGUCACAAACUCUUUCCAAAAUCUUGGGUUGCUUCAAGCCAUGGAUGGAGUCCAAGCCAUGAACCCCUCCAUCAUCGAUCUUCCACUCAUCAAAGCUUACCAGGAAGUGGUGAAAAGUUUGGGAGACAACAAUGUAAUGGUGAUUUUGGACAAUCAUGUGAGCCAACCAGGGUGGUGUUGCAGUUACAUGGACGGCAAUGGGUUCUUUGGGGAUCAGUAUUUUGAUCCAGACCUUUGGAUUAUGGGCCUUACCAAGAUGGCCACCCUUUUCAAAGGGGUCACUAAUGUGGUAGGCAUGAGCCUCAGAAAUGAGCUAAGAGGUCCCAAACAAAAUCUCAAUGACUGGUACAGGUACAUGUCAAAAGGAGCAGAAGCAGUGCAUGCAGCGAAUCCAGAUGUUCUUGUGAUUCUAUCUGGCAUAAAUUUCGACACUGAUCUAUCAUUCAUUAGAAACGAGGGAGUGAAACUGAGCUUCAGUGGAAAACUAGUGUUUGAGGUGCACUGGUACAGCUUCAGUGAUGGUCAAGCAUGGGCCUCAGGGAACCCAAACCAGGUGUGUGGGGAAGUGACAGGGAGUGUGAUGAGUAGGGCAGGUUUCUUGUUGGACCAAGGGUGGCCCUUGUUUGUUAGUGAGUUUGGGUUGGACUUGAGAGGCACAAGUGUGAAUGACAAUAGGUAUUUCAGCUGCUUCAUGGCACUUGUGGCCCAGCUUGACUUGGAUUGGGCCUUGUGGACACUGGGUGGGAGCUAUUACAUUAGACAAGGAGUUGUUAGAAUGAUUGAGUAUUUUGGUGUUCUCAGUUCGGAUUGGACUCAGGUUAGGAACACAAGCUUCUUGCAGAGGAUCUCAGCUAUUCAACUUCCUUUUCGAGGGCCAGGACUAUCAGAAGCUGAACCAUACAAAGUGAUUUUUCACCCAUUAACUGGUCUUUGUAUCUUAAGAAAGUCACUGAUUCAUCCGUUGAGUUUGGGACCUUGUUCUAGUUCUGAUGGAUGGGAAUACAGUGACCAGAAGAUUCUAUCAAUAAAGGGUACCUAUUUCUGUUUACAAGCAGAGGGAGAAGGGAAGCAAGCAAAACUUGGAAAUACAUGUUCAGGUUCCAAUUCAAUAUGGGAAAUGAUCUCUGAUUCAAAGAUGCACCUCUCAAGUCAAAUCAACAAUGCUUCUGAUGUGUGCCUUGAUGUAGACACCAAGAACAUCAUUGUCACCAACCCUUGCAAAUGCCUGAGCAAAGAUAACACGUGCGACCCCGGAAGCCAAUGGUUCAAACUCGUUGACAGCACGAGGAAAUCAACCUCAACAUCAUCUAUAGAAUCGGUGUUUAGUUUCAUGGAAAAAGAAGCUUCAGGAAACCAUUGAGCUCAAGUGUUCAACAUAAUAAAAAGUUAAUUAACUUCAUCGAUUAAUUAUUCAUUUUGACUACAA
Messenger RNA from Cajanus cajan (pigeon pea), 1823 nucleotides. Its product is annotated as glycosyl hydrolase 5 family protein. Gene Ontology annotation, molecular function: hydrolase activity, hydrolyzing O-glycosyl compounds. Lineage: Eukaryota; Viridiplantae; Streptophyta; Magnoliopsida; Fabales; Fabaceae. Gene Ontology annotation, biological process: polysaccharide catabolic process. The record is from RefSeq and is a predicted model, not a curated record.